Messenger RNA from Oikopleura dioica, 2613 nucleotides. The record is from the annotation of a GenBank genome assembly. NCBI's taxonomy places the organism in Eukaryota, Metazoa, Chordata, Appendicularia, Copelata, Oikopleuridae.
AUGAUGAAAAAAGUUCCAAGCACGACGAAAAAACUCGCUAACUCGAUCAAGAAAAACGGAAAAGAAUCAUGGAAGGGAAUUCAACGUCAGAUUUCUGGAGGAAAAAACAGAAGCGGCCUGAGUUUUGAUUCAAAGAUGAGAACGCUGCUGAGAUCGCAACCGGCUUUGGACCAGGAAGAACUCUUUCAAUCGCCGGUUAUUGGGGCUAAAUACAGCCACAGCAAUAGCGAAAGAAAGAAAAAGGAAUCGGGAAAUAUGGAGACGAAAAUAAUGCCAAGAAGAAAUGCUAUUCGGAGAUCAAGAAGAAAAUUAAGGCUUCGACCCCGUGAUAGAAAGAAUUCAGAAGAUGAAGAAUGGACGGAUAUCGUCGAAAAACGCCCCGCUGUAAAAGGGCUAACGAUGACUGAAAUCGUCCAAGUGGCAAUUUUCAAAGAAAAGCUUCAAAGUUCUGUCAACAGGAGAAAAGAAGAGGAAAAGCGAAAAAGUCUGUCGAUGAGCAGAAAUUCCUCCAGGCCGAGCAGUGCAACUUUGAGGAGCUCAAGGAGAAUCCGCUCAAGAGCGAGUAGAAGAAGUGGAAGUAGCAGUAGAAAAGGGCGAAAUUCUCAAUCGCGAAAUCGUCGAAAUUCUCAAUCGAAGACUCGCCGGGAACUCACCCAAAAUCGUCGAUCUUCUUUUCUCAAAGCCGCCGACAAUCCAGUUCUCCAAUCUGCAGCGUUGUGGAGGAAUUAUGAGCUUAGAGCGAUUUCGCGGUGCUCCGAAACUCAUGAGUAUUUUAACAUGGAACCGACCGGUGAAUCAUCCUCUUUUGACAAUUUUCAAGUCCCAAUACCGCCAAAACGAGAUGAUUUAGAGAUUUUAAAAUCCGAAAAAAUGAAAAAUGAAGAGUUUUUGAUCGAUUUUCUGGAGCAAAUUUCAGAGAAAUCAAUCUUAGACUGCAGUCGACGACUUUCGACCGGCGACAACAUCGGAAGAUUCACAGAGCCCUCUCGCGUCGCGCCCGUACCUAUUCAGCCAUCACGUGAUCCACUGCCAAUUUGGAAGCAAUCUGCUGAGCCAGACGCGCACUUGUGGACAGACUGCGAUUCGUCGAACGAAAGCUGCUAUCUGAAAUCGCAGCCAGAUUGUAAAUCUAAAAGCUCCUCCAGGGAACGGUGCAAUGCUUGUAGAAUUGCUGUCCAUACGAAUUGUAAGAAGAAAAAUCAAGCUCUCCCGAAAUGCCGCGUUACAUUCAACGACGGCCACCAGACCAGCAGCUUAGCGGAGCACAAGUGGGUAAAGCUCCCGCGUGCUUCUGGCCGCUGCUCUUAUCCCGACUGCCGCGAGAAAUUUGACAAGUCAAAGCUUCCGAAAAUGCUCUCGACGGAAAAGAAACACUCGGAAGAAGAAGCGCCUGUAAUGUGCUCCUGGUGCAAGCAAAGCUAUCAUUACAAAUGCGCGAUGAAAUUGGCGAAUGAGGACGUUUGCGACUUUGGAGAACAUCGACAACUCGUUGUGCCGCCAAGUUGGAUUCAUAAAAAGAGUGAUUCUGAAAUGGAAGAACGCGACGACGUGGAAAGACGCUUGACAGAUGAUUUCGAAAUAAUACCCGAAGAUGUUGGCGACAAAACGCCUUUAUUGGUUUUCAUCAAUCCUAAAUCUGGCGGCAAUCAGGGCCAUUACGUCCUCGCUGAAAUGCAAUAUCUGUUGAAUCCGAGGCAGAUUUUCGACUUGACUAAAGGCGGUCCAAAGCAAGCACUGGAGCUCUUUCGAGACGUUCCGAAUCUGCGCAUCUUGUGUGCAGGUGGCGACGGCACUUGUGGCUGGGUGAUGUCAACAAUCGAUGACGUCGGCUUUGCUGUGAAGCCGCCCGUCGCCAUCCUCCCUCUUGGGACGGGCAACGAUUUGAGUCGCUCGUUUGAUUGGGGAGGCGGCUAUACGGGCGGCGAUCUAUCGAAAAUUCUCAAGGCGGUUGAAAACGGCAAAGUGUCAGCUCUGGACCGCUGGAACAUCGAUGCCGAUGAGGAAAUUAACCUUCCGCUGAAAGUUCUGAAUAAUUACUUCACUGUUGGGGUUGAUGCUGAAGCUUGCCUCAAAUUUCAUUCCGAGCGAGAGCAAAAUCCUGACAAAUUCAACAGCCGCCUGGGGAACAAGAUCCUCUACACGCACUACGGGGUGAUGGAAUUUCUCAAGUUCAAUUGCGCCAGUCGCGAAAUGUACAAACACGUCAAUAUUAUUUGCGACGGCGAGGACAUGACGGCCAAACUGGAAAGAAUAAAGGCCUGUUGCGUCAUGCUUCUCAACAUCAAAAGCUAUUCCGGAGGGUUCAAGCCAUGGGAUGAAUCGAAAGGAAAAGCAUCAACGGCGGAUGAGAAAAUAGAAGUUUUAGCAUUCAGUCAUCAUCAAUUCGUGAAUCUGUAUCUUGCAAAGGGAACUGGAGAAAGUCUUGGCCAAUUUUCAGAAGUUGAGCUUAUUUUAAAUCAUACUCUGGCACUGCAAGUCGACGGAGAACCAGUUCAAAUCAAAGUUAACCCGUCGGCGUCAGCUCGCUUCAAAAUCUCCCAUCGGAACCAGCACAGGCUCAUGAUGCGCCGCCGCGGGAAGGACAAAAAACGAGUUCCAGAACCAGACUUUUGA